Messenger RNA from Rhopilema esculentum, 2886 nucleotides. The record is from RefSeq and is a predicted model, not a curated record. NCBI's taxonomy places the organism in Eukaryota, Metazoa, Cnidaria, Scyphozoa, Rhizostomeae, Rhizostomatidae.
GUUGAGCUUGUGAUGGUCAAUUUCCUGCAAGAAAAUAUGCCCGAGGUCCUUGCAUACAAAUUUUAUGUGGGUGAAGUUACAGUUACGAGAUCUUUACUGUACCUAGACACGGAUUCAUGAAUUUAAACUCAUUUAUUCCAGCCACGUAGCUGCAGGGGGGCACGGGGGGCGCCCCCCUGAAUGAAAAUUUUGACAACAACUUUUCCCCUCUGGUUACAGUUUUUCUAAAUGAUGCGUUGAAAAUUUGGCAUAUUUAUAAUUCCAUGACCUUGAUUUAGCCCAAAUAUAUCUGUUUGUUAUAUGUCUGUUUUCUUGUUUUAAAGCCUGCCCUCCUCAGGUAUGGUUCUUGCUCGAGUUUGCCCCCCCUCCCCCUCCUAGCCGACAUCUACAGCUGCGUGGUUUAUUUAUUCGUUAAUAAGGCUGAAUUACUGACUAAUUAGGACUUCCCCCAACAUCCCUGCUCCCUUUUCUCCUCCUGCCGCGUCCGGGAUCUGGCGCCCAUCUACUGGAGAUCCAUGCCAUCCAACACUGCUUACAGAACAUUGUGGCAGAUGGUUGUUGUUAGGCUUGUCACUAUGGCGUAGGACUUCUCCGGUACUACAAGAAUUUUUUACAUGCUGUCGAUAAACCAAUUGCAGAGAUGACCGACAAAACUGAGCAUGGUUUGCCAUCAAAAGUCAAAGAUACAAAUAGGAACCAUGAUAAAUCUUUAGAUGGAAAGCACAAUAAAGAUGGCCUAGUCACAAACACAGCAGAAAAUGAACAAGGAACAUGCAAACAAAAAGUAAAUGGCCAAGUGGAUAAAAAGGAAGUGACUAGUUGCUCUGAAAGAAAGGGAAAGGAAGAGAGAGUUUUUGAUCGAGCAUUCUUUAGGGAUUUAUUAAACAAGGAGAACCACGAAAAAGAUAAAUUUUAUUACGCGGUAGUCACAAUAUUUUGGGUUUUGAGUUUGGGCACAAGAUUAUAUGAUAUUGCACAACCACCAAAAAUUUGUUGGGAUGAGACACAUUUUGGUAAAUUUGCAAGCUACUAUAUUAAUGGAACAUUCUUCUUUGAUGUCCACCCACCUCUCGGCAAGAUGUUGCUUGCUUUAUCUGGGUGGAUGUCAGGGUAUGGAGGAGGCUUCCCUUUCGAUAAACCUGGUGAUUUGUAUGGAGAAGAAAAAUAUGUUGGAAUGCGAGUUUUUUGUGCACUGAUGGGUGGAUUCUGUGUGCCAUUAGCAUAUCUCAUUGUGUUUGAACUCACCAAAUGUUUACCAGCUGCAAUUAUUGCUGGUUGUUUAGUUCUUUUUGAUCAUGGUACAUUGACACUGUCAAGAUUUAUACUCCUGGAUUCAAUUUUAAUGUUUUUCAUGAUGAUCUCAGUAUUUUGUUUGGUGAAGUUCCAGAGUUGGUCAGACCACCCAUUUUCAGUUGACUGGUGGGGUUGGAUGUUUUGUACAGGGUAUUUCUUAGCAUGUACUUUCAGUGUAAAAUGGGUUGGUCUGUUUGUCAUUUUAUUGGCUGGUUUGGUUACCAUAAAACAAUUAUGGGAUUUACUUGGUGACCUCUCAUUAUCAAUGUUUGUUAUUGGACAGCAUUUCGUAGCAAGGGUUCUUGGUUUAAUCAUCUUACCAAUUCUUACAUACAUGUUUUUCUUUGGAGUGCAUUUCCAAGCUUUGCCACUAAGUGGGCCUGGUGAUGGAUUCUUCAGCUCAACUUUCCAGUCAACCUUGAAGGGAAGUGCAUUGCACAAAGCUGUCCUGCCAAAAGAACUGGCCUAUGGUUCCAUCGUCACCUUGAAAAACACCAAGGCUGGCGGCACAUUGCUACAUUCUCACCAACAUCUCUACCCUAAGGAACACCCUCCAGAGCAACAGCAGGUUACUGGAUAUUCUCAUAAAGAUCCAAAUAAUGAAUGGAUUGUUAAAAAGCCUACAAAUAAUCAAUUAGAUCCAACUGCUCCUUUGGAAUAUGUAAAAAAUGGAGACAUUAUUCGCUUAGAGCAUGUCAUGACCAAACGAAAUUUGCACAGCCACAACGAAAAAGCUCCAAUUACGAAUAAUCUGAUGCAAGUCAGCUGUUACGGCGAUCAAGGAAAUGGUGAUUCAAAUGACGAUUGGUCAGUUGUUGUUACUUCUAAUCUUGGCGAAGAUUCCAAAAUCCAGUCUGUGAAAACGACCUUUAGGCUCGUCCACGCAAAUACUGGUUGUGCCCUUGGCGAGACCGAAAAAACUUUGCCUAAAUGGGGAUGGGAACAACGCGAAAUGGCUUGCUAUCCGACUGCCGAUAAACUAGGCACACAGUGGAGCAUCGAGGGACACGUUAACGAUCGAGUUCCCUCGACAAGCAUGGAGUUCAUGGCCCCAUCGUUCCUUGAAAAGAUUUAUGAGUCUCAUGUCGUCAUGGCUCAGACGAACAGUGGGUUCAAGCCAAAAGAAGGCGAAGUGACGUCACAGCCAUGGCAAUGGCCUAUCAAUUACAGGGGUCAAGUCUUUUCAGGGGGAGAAUACAGAAUUUAUCUUCUUGGUAACCCGAUCAUCUGGUGGGGCAUUCUCGCUGCUUUUGCAAUCUUCUUUAUCAUAUACACAUACCACGCAGUGAGAGAGCAGAGAGGAUAUCAAGAUGAUGUGGCUGUCAAAGGUAAACAAUUUGAUUCCCAAUGCCGGACAAUACAAAAUCUCAUAGCCAAUUUCCUCCAUUGGAGUAAUGUCGUAAGCAGAAAGUUAAUAACUGUAUUCUCUUAAUCAGAUUACGCAACUUUAUGGAUAAAUACACUAAUUUAAUUUCGCGCAGAACCUGCUUAGCAUUUGAUGUAGAUUGUGUUUUUCUAGUAACAUAUCACACGUCUUACUUGCAUCAUAAUUCAAUUACUAUUUCCUUGCUUAGUCGUUUACUUAUGCAUCCA